AACAUCAAUUUUUAUUUCUCUGGGAUAAAUGUAUUUUAUAGAACAUGUUAUCAUCAUUUUCAGCCUUGAUGUUCUCUUACAUAUCCAUGACUGAGGCCAGGUAGAUGGCUUAGUGGGUAAGAGCCCUUGCUGCAGUGGAGAGUGAGAACCAGCUCCCACAGGUUCUCCUCUGACCUCUGUGUGCACUGCCCUGCUUGAGUGCCCAAUUUGGCUUCCUUCAAUGACCCAGUGUGGUUGAAAUAAGUAAGCCAAAUAAACCUUGCCUUCCUAAGCUGCUUUGUCAUGGGACAGUUGGAUGGAAGGAGGGUCAUUUGGAGGGCACCCUCAGGCUCUGAGGAUAAACAGAAAGAAACAAAUAAAUAAAUGUAUGUAUAUAUAUAUAUAUAUAUAUAUACACAUACACACACACACACACACACACACACACACACAUAUAUAUAUACACACACACACACAUACACAUACACACACACACAUAUAUAUAUAUGUUACUGACGUCUGGAUAACCAGAGAACUGCAACCAAAGGGUCCUGUGAUCAUAAUGGUCUAAAGACUACAGUCUCCUUGUGUCCUACCAGGUCUGUUUUAUGUAUCUUGGUUACCUGCCUGCCAUGGGAUCCAGGCACUCUCAAACUUACUAAUGCAUCCUAUGUGGAAGACACUGGCUGCCCAUAGCAGGUCCUGGAUGAAGAAUGGAUCUGUCACUGUGAAUUCCUUCGAACCUCUUUAAUUUUAGCCACCUGAUCCUAGUACCUGGUUAAAAGCAUGAAAGGCUCAGGAGUGAAGCCGGGUGUGUGAUCUCCAGCGCUGGAAACUAAAAACAAUGAAGCAUCACCAAGAACGCGCAGGAAGAGUUUGCACAGACACCCUGGAGGAGCGUUGCUUUUCUUUUAUUUCCUGGAAGAGGAUGGUGGAACUUUCCCUCCUCCUGUAGCACGUGGUACCCAGCCUGGAAGACUUGUCCUCUUCUGGGUAGCUCCUCUCACCCCCAUUCCUGGUCCAGGGUCCUUAGGGCCUGAGGGUGCCCUCCAAAUGUCCCUCCUUGUAUCCAAAUGUCCCAAGGCAAAAGCGAGUUAGGAAGGAAAGGGUUUAUUCGGCUUCCUUAUCCCAGCCACACUGGAUCAUUGAGGGAAGCCAGGCACUCAACCAGGGCAGGACCUGAAGCCAGCGCCACGGAGGAAGACAACUUACUGGCUUGUUCCGUAUGGUUUGCUCAGCUUGCUCUCUUAACACUUCAGAACCUCCUUUACAGAGGUGGCACAGCCCACAGUGAUCUGGGCCCUCCCUCAUCAAUCAUCAGUUAAGAAAAUGCUCCAUAAACAGGUCUACAGGCCAAUCUGAUGGGGGUAUUUUCCCAAUUAAGGCUGCUCUCCCCAGAAGACACUAGUUGGUGUCAAACUGACAAACAAAAACUACAUAGACUAGGAAUGGUGGCCUCUCAGAAACCCAGCGAGACCUUAGUAUCCAUUCCAGAGAGUUUCUCCUCCAGGAGGCUUCCCCAGCCGGCCUGAAAUUCAGCUUCAAGUCUUUGUUUAUGCAUGACAUCAGCCUGUCACUUUUCUUCCAGAUCCCGCUGGUCGAUCCAGGUCCUAGUGCAGCUGAAGUCAGGUUGCACCGUCUACUUUCAGGGACGUGUUGUUCCCUCACUAACCUUUCGGAUAUUUCCCUUGGAGCAUCCAUGGGGCUGUUUAACAGGAAGUUCCCAGUGUUGUCCUGCUGAUGGAUUGAUCCCGGAAUAUCUCAAGACCUUCUUGGCCCCUGGGGAAGUGUGGCUUUGGAAAGGGGGCGGGGGGGGGGGUGUUAAUCAGUGAGCGCUCCACACUGUCCUAGGGCGCCUGUCUUAGUGCUAUGUCCUGGCUCCACCGCCAGAGGCUCCAGACAAGGCGGAAUGAACAAGAGCGAGCCUGCUGGAAGGCUGCCACCAGAGACGGGCGCGCGGCAGAGGCCUUAGGCCACGCGCUACGGGCUCCGGGGCUGAAAAAGCUCGCAGGAUUCGGCGCGCUCUAGGGGCUCAGCACCAGGCGCGUGCUCUCCGCUUUCCCGCCGGUCCCGCCCAUCACUGCGCUCGCCCCGCCCCACGCGGCCACCUGCUACCCAGCGCGCGCCGGUGGAGGGCGCGGGAGCGCGCGCCCGGGCGCUAGCGAGGCCGGGAGGAUGGCGCGGGCCUCACUAGUGCAGCCGGCGCUCUGGGCGCUGCUGUUGCUGCAGGUAGUGGGUCCCGCCGCGGCCGCCAAGCUUAACAUUCCCAAGGUGCUGCUGCCCUUCACGCGGGCCACGCGCGUGAACUUCACUCUGGAAGCUUCUGAGGGCUGCUACCGCUGGUCAUCCACCCGGCCAGAGGUAGCCAGCAUAGAGCCGUUGGGCUCCAGUGAACAGCAGUGCUCCCAGAAGGCAGUGGUGCAGGCCCGCUUGACCCAGCCAGCCCGCCUGACCAGCAUCAUCUUUGCAGAAGACAUCACUACAGGGCAGGUGCUGCGCUGUGACGCCAUCGUUGAUCUCAUCCACGGCAUUCAGAUUGUCUCUACCACCCGUGAGCUCUAUCUUGAGGACUCUCCACUGGAGCUGAAGAUCCAGGCUCUGGACUCAGAAGGGAAUACCUUCAGCACCUUGGCAGGACUGGUCUUCGACUGGACAAUUGUGAAGGAUACAGAGGCCAAUGGAUUCUCAGACUCCCACAAUGCACUCCGCAUCCUCACCUUCUUGGAAUCUACGUAUAUCCCACCUUCCUACAUCUCAGAGAUGGAGAAGGCAGCCAAGCAGGGCGACACCAUCCUAGUGUCUGGGAUGAAGACUGGAAGCUCCAAGCUCAAGGCUCGAAUUCAGGAGGCUGUCUAUAAGAAUGUUCGCCCUGCGGAAGUCAGGCUGCUGAUCUUGGAGAACAUCCUUCUGAAUCCAGCCUAUGAUGUCUACCUGCUGGUGGGAACCUCCAUUCACUACAAGGUUCAGAAGAUCAGGCAGGGCAAGAUUACAGAACUCUCAAUGCCUUCUGAUCAAUAUGAGCUGCAGCUCCAGAACAGCAUCCCAGAUCCUCAGGGAGACCCCGCCCGUCCUGUGGCCAUCCUGACACAGGACACAUCAAGAGUCACUGCCAUGCAGAUGGGACAGAGCAACCUGGUCCUGGGCCACAGGAGUAUCCGUAUGCAAGGAGCUUCUAGGCUCCCCAACAGCACCAUCUAUGUGGUUGAAGCCGGAUACCUAGGUUUCACAGUCUACCCUGGUGACAGAUGGGUGCUUGAGACUGGACAUCUGUAUGCAAUUACCAUCGAAGUAUUUGAUAGGUCCAGCAACAAGGUCUACCCAUCUGACAACAUCCGAAUUGAAGCUGUGCUUCCUGCUGAGUUUUUUGAGGUUCUGUCGUCUUCCCAGAAUGGGUCUUAUCAUCACAUCAGGGCUAUCCAGAGUGGCCAGACGGCCAUCAGUGCAACCCUCACCUCUGUGGUGGACCAGGACGGAGGGGUCCAUGUGCUUCAGGUACCUGUGUGGAACCAGCAAGAAGUGGACAUUCAUAUCCCCAUCACACUCUAUCCCAGCAUCCUGACAUUUCCAUGGCAACCAAAGACAGGCGCCUAUCAGUAUACCAUAAAGGCCCAUGGGGGCAGUGGGAACUUCAGCUGGUCUUCGUCAAGCUCCAUGGUUGCCACAGUCACCGUCAAGGGGGUCAUGACCACAAGUGGUGACACUGGCCUCAGUGUGAUCCGGGCGCACGAUGUUCAGAAUCCUCUCCAUUUUGGCGAGAUGAAGGUGUAUGUGAUUGAGCCCAGCAGCAUGGAGUUUGCCCCGUGCCAGGUGGAGGCUCGAGUGGGUCACACCCUGGAGCUGCCCCUGACAAUCAGUGGCUUCAUGCCCGGUGGGGGCAGUGAGGUGGUCACCCUGAGCGACUGCUCCCAUUUCGACCUGGUGGUGGAGGUGGAGAACCAGGGUGUGUUCCAGCCAUUGCCAGGGAGGCUGCCGCCAGGACCUGAGCACUGCAGUGGGGUCAAAGUGAAAGCUGAUGCCCAGGGAUCUACCACCCUCCUCGUGAGCUACACACACGGCCAUGUACACUUGGAUGCAAAGAUCACUCUUGCUGCCUACCUGCCCCUCAAGGCUGUGGAUCCCUCUUCUGUUGCUGUGGUGACCCUAGGCUCCUCAAAGGAAAUGCUGUUUGAAGGAGGCCCCAGGCCAUGGGUCCUGGAACCUUCCAAAUUCUUUCGGAAUGUCACUUCUGAAGACACAGGCAGCAUCAGCCUGUCUCUCUUGGGUCCUCCAGCCUCCCGGAAUUACCAGCAGCACCGGGUCCUCAUGACCUGCCAGGCCUUGGGUGAGCAGGUCAUUGCUUUGUCCGUGGGGAACCGGCCCAGCCUCUCUAACCCCUUCCCUGCUGUGGAGCCCACUGUGGUGAAGUCCAUCUGUGCCCCACCAUCCAGGCUCACUCUCAUGCCUGUCUAUGCCCUCCCGCAGCUGGACCUAUCCUGCCCAUUGCUGCAGCAGAAUAAGCAGGUGGUUCCAGUAUCCAGUCACCGUAAUCCCCUGUUAGACCUGGGUGCCUAUGACCAACAGGGCCGGCGAUUCGAUAACUUCAGCUCUCUGAGCAUCCAGUGGGAGUCCUCCCGGCCAUUGCUGGCCAGCAUUGAGCUUGACCAGCCCAUGCAGCUGGUAUCCCAGGAUGAUGGGAAUGGCCAAAAGAAACUACAUGGUUUGCAGACAGUCUCGGUUCACGAGGCAUCAGGAACCACAGCCAUCUCUGCCACAGCGACUGGCUACCAGCAGUCCCACCUGAGCGAAGCCAGAGUGAAGCAACCGCAUGACCCUCUAGUACCUGUGUCAGCCUCCAUUGAACUUAUUCUCGUAGAGGAUGUGAGGGUCAGUCCAGAAGAAAUGACCAUUUAUAACCAUCCUGGUGUCCAGGUGGAACUCUACAUCACAGAAGGCUCUGGAUACUUCUUCCUCAACACAAGCACCCAGGACAUCAUCAAGGUGGCCUACCAGGACACCCGGGGCGUAGCUCUGGUGCACCCUCUGCUCCCAGGCUCAUCAACUGUCAUGGUCCAUGACUUGUGCCUGGCCUUCCCAGCCCCCGCAAAGGCCAUCAUUCACGUCUCCGACAUCCAGGAGCUCUAUGUUCGAGUGGUGGACAAGGUGGAGAUCGGGAAGGCUGUCAAAGCCUACGUCCGUGUGUUGGACUUCUACAAGAAGCCUUUCCUGGCCAAGUACUUCACCUUUAUGGACCUGAAGCUGCAAGCAGCCUCCCAGAUAAUCACGCUGGUGACUCUGGAUGAAGCUCUAGACAACUACACGGCCACAUUCCUCGUGCAUGGUGUGGCCAUUGGCCAGACCAGCCUGUCUGCAAGCGUGACGGACAAAUCUGGGCAGAGAGUCAGCUCCACCCCACAACAAAUCGAGGUCUUCCCCCCAUUCAGAUUGAUACCCAGGAAGGUGACACUGAUCAUUGGAGCCAUGAUGCAGAUCACCUCUGAGGGGGGCCCCCAGCCUCAGUCCAACAUCCUCUUCUCCAUCAACAAUGAGAGUGUGGCAGCAGUGAGCAGCUCUGGGCUGGUGCGUGGGCUCAUGGUCGGCAAUGGCUCUGUGCUGGGAGUCGUGCAGGCGGUGGAUGCAGAGACUGGCAAGGUCAUCAUCGUCUCCCAGGAUCUUGUCGAAGUAGAGGUGCUACAGCUCCAGGCAGUGAGGAUCCGUGCCCCAAUCACACGGAUGAGGACCGGGACCCAGAUGCCUGUCUUUGUCACCGGAAUCACCAGCAACCAGAGCCCUUUCUCCUUUGGCAAUGCUGUGCCAGGCCUGACCUUCCACUGGUCUGUCACCAAAAGGGAUGUCCUGGACCUUCGAGGGCGGCACCAUGAGGUAUCUAUCCGGCUCCCGCCUCAGUAUAAUUUUGCCAUGAAUGUGUAUGGCCGAGUGAAAGGUCGGACUGGACUUCGGGUUGUAGUCAAAGCUCUGGACCCCACAGCUGGCCAGCUGCAUGGUCUCGGCAAGGAGCUCUCAGAUGAGAUCCAAAUUCAGGUAUUUGAAAAACUGCGGCUGCUGAACCCUGAAAUAGAAGCAGAACAAAUACUAAUGUCACCCAACUCAUUUAUAAAGCUGCAGACAAACAGGGAUGGUGCAGCCAUUCUGAGCUACCGUGUCCUUGAUGGGCCUGAGAAGGCUCCCAUUGUUCACACUGAUGAGAAGGGGUUUCUGGUGUCGGGCUCUGGAAUUGGAGUGUCCACCCUCGAAGUGAUUGCACAGGAGCCUUUCGGCACCAACCAGACUAUCCUUGUCGCUGUAAAGGUCUCUCCUGUUUCAUACCUGAGGAUCUCCAUGAGCCCAGUCCUGCACACUCAGCACAAGGAGGCGCUGACAGCUCUGCCUCUGGGGAUGACCGUGACCUUCAUUGUCCACUUCCACGACAGCUCUGGAGACAUCUUCCAUGCUCAUAAUUCAGUCCUCAAUUUUGCCACUAACAGAGAUGACUUCGUGCAGAUCGGCAAGGGUGCCACCAACAACACCUGCAUCAUCCGCACAGUCAGUGUGGGCUUGACGCUGCUCCAUGUGUGGGAUGUGGAGCACCUCGGCCUCUCCGACUUCGUACCACUACCUGUCCUACAGGCCAUCACCCCAGAGUUGUCUGGAGCCGUGGUGGUGGGUGACAUCCUCUGUCUGGCUAGUGUUCUUACUAGCCUGGGAGGUGUCUCAGGGACAUGGAGCUCCUCAGCCAGCCAUGUCCUCUACGUUGACCCUAAGACAGGCGUGGCUAUAGCCCGAGAUGCAGGGUCUGUGACUGUUUACUACGAGAUCGCUGGGCAGCUGAAGACCUUCAAGGAGAUAGUGGUCGGCACCCCUCAGAAGAUUGUGGCCCGUCGCCUCCACUCUGCCCAGACCAGUAUCCAGGAAGCCACAGCCUCCAAAGUGACUGUCAGCGUGGGAGACAGGAGCUCUAACCUACUUGGUGAGUGCUCCCCUGCCCAGCGAGAGGCCAUUGAAGCCUUGCACCCCGAGUCCCUCAUCAGCUGCCAACUCCAGUUCAAGCAAGAUGUCUUUGACUUCCCUGCUUGUGAUGUCUUCACCGUGGAACCAGGAUUUGAUGCUGCUCUGGGCCAGUACCUCUGCUCGGUUACUAUGCGCAGGCUGACAGAUAAGCAACUGAAGCACUUGAACAUGAAGAAGACAUCACUGGCAGUCACUGCCUCCAUCCCCAGCAGUUAUACCUCUGUAGAGAAGGUGGGAGCUGAGGUCCCCUUCAGUCCAGGGCUCUAUGCCAACCAGGCAGAAAUCCUUUUGAGCAACCACUAUACCAGCUCCGAGGUCAAAGUCUUUGGUGCUGUGGAGAGUCUGGAAAACUUGGAGGUGAAAUCUGGAUCCCCGGCAGUGCUAGCCUUCGUGAAAGAGAAGUCAUUUGGGCUACCCAGCUUCAUCACGUACACAGUGGGUGUCUUGGAUCCCACAGCUGGCAGCCAGGGCCCUCUGUCCACUGCCCUGACCUUCUCCAGCCCUGCCACUAACCAGGCCAUCACCAUUCCAGUCACCGUGGCCUUUGUGUUGGAUCGUCGUGGGCCUGGUCCCUAUGGAGCCAGCCUCCUGUCACACUUCCUGGACUCCUAUCAAGUCAUGUUCUUCACCUUUUUUGCUCUGCUGGCUGGGACAGCAGUCACCAUUAUAGCCUACCAUACAGUCUGUGCACCCCGGGAACUUGCUUCACCCCUGGCCCUCACGCCCCGUGCCAGCCCUCAGCACAGCCCCCACUGUCCAGGUGCUGUGGUGCUGUCAGAAUGAGCCAGAGACUCACCUCCAAGUGGACGUGUAUGGGCACCACGUCACCAAGAGUUGUUUGCCUUUGAAGGUCAUGUGUGAUCCUUUGAGGCUGAGCCAUAGGAUGGACUUUCUGGACGUGAGGAUAGAGUCUUUGUGCCCAGCCAGCCACUCAAUCUCCCCCGAGAGCUGUUAAUGGAGUCUUCCCUGCAUUUGUUUAAUAAAGUUCUGUGUAGUUUCUUAA
Molecule: messenger RNA, 7966 nt
Organism: Mus musculus (house mouse)
Lineage: Eukaryota; Metazoa; Chordata; Mammalia; Rodentia; Muridae
Gene: Nup210
Product: nucleoporin 210
Exons: 40
Coding region: 2155-7746 (1863 amino acids)
Biological process (GO): protein-containing complex assembly
Cellular component (GO): nuclear pore; endoplasmic reticulum membrane; nuclear membrane
Source: RefSeq, a predicted model, not a curated record